AUGGAUCAGCGCCAGGUGGUUAGCGAGAAUUAUGCCAACCCCAUUACAUGCUUCUUCCAUGUGCUAUUCAAGGCGGGGGCGCUGGCCUUCUACAUCCUUUUCUCGCUCUUUGUGAAGAGCUUCGUCAUCAUCUUCGUGAUCACGGUGCUCCUCGCAGCGCUCGACUUCUGGGUGGUGAAGAACGUCAGUGGCAGGAUAUUAGUGGGGCUGCGGUGGUGGAAUGAGAUUGACGACGAAGGAAACAGCGUGUGGAAGUUUGAGUGCCUUGAUGGGGAGUCUCUCGCUCGGAUGAACAAGAAGGAUUCGUGGCUGUUCUGGUGGACUCUUUACUUGACUGCUGCUGCAUGGAUCGUUCUUGGUAUAUUUUCACUCAUCAGGCUUGAGGCUGAUUACCUUCUUGUUGUUGGAGUUUGCUUGAGUUUAAGCAUUGCAAACAUUGUUGGAUUCACCAAGUGCAACAAAGAUGCCAAGAAGAACAUCCAGACUUUCGCUCAAAAUGCACUCGCUUCCCGUGUCACAUCGUCGCUGCAAUCAGCAUUCGGAAUCAUCUGA
This is a messenger RNA of Miscanthus lutarioriparius, 552 nucleotides long. Lineage: Eukaryota; Viridiplantae; Streptophyta; Magnoliopsida; Poales; Poaceae. The record is from the annotation of a GenBank genome assembly.